UAACAUCUUAAACGGUAUCCUUGCAAGAAAUAAAAAUAAAAAUAAAAAUAAAAAUCGACAAGACUUCUCACUUUCCUUUUGAUUUACUCUGUAUCUUCCCUCCUCCUCCCUUCUUAAACAAUUCAUCACCAAUUUUACAGUCUUCUUUCUAAUCGCGGCAAUUUCUCUCAGGAUGAGAUAAUCCGAGUAUGGCGCUCGAUCAUGAUUCUGCUGAGGGAGAUCAUUUGGUGAAUGUAGAGAGAGAUGAAUGCUUAGAGGAUACAAUCAACAACAAUGCUUCUGAAGCAGUUUUCUCCGAGCAAGAGGGGGCGCUUCCGAUUAAGAACAUUGCUUUGCAUUCGGUUCUCACAAAGGCCAUAUUGAAAUAUUCAAGAAAGAAGAGGAAGAGGGCUAAGAAAACUCCAUCCUUACCUAAAGAUACAUCAAUCGUAAAUAAUACUUUUCAUUCAGUUCUCACAAAGCGCAAAUGUAAUGUACUACUGAAAUAUUCAAGAAAUAGGAGAAAGAAAAGUUCAUCCUUUGUAUAUCACAGGAAGAUGAUAGAGUCACAUGAUUCCUCACAACAUUGUGUGGAACCCAUGGUGGUGGCAGGUCAGACUUCAUUGGAUCAGUCAAAUGAAGUUCGCUCCUUCCAUGUCAUGGAAAAUAACGUAGAAAGAGAACAAGUUGUUGAGCAUGCUGCACCAGUGCAGGUUGCGGAAAAUGUUUUGGUUGAGAUGUCCUCUGACUGUUCACCGGUUGACUUUGCAUGUGAGGAAAGUAAGAUCACUGUGAUAAGGAACAGUGUUGACGUGGAAGCUUCUCUCAAGGAGGUGAAGAUUCCACAAGCCUGUGCACUGGAACGACCUCACAUUGGACGUGUCACUAAAAAGCUCCUUAUCCUUGAUGUUAAUGGACUUCUAGCUGAUAUUGUUUCAUAUGUUUCUGCUGGAUAUCAGGCUAACAUAGUAGUCUCUGGGAAGUCAGUUUUCAAAAGGCCCUUCUGUGAUGAUUUUCUGAGGUUUUGCUUUGAGAAAUUUGAUGUUGGUGUUUGGUCAUCAAGAACCAAGAGAAAUGUGAACCCGCUGAUUGAUUUUCUCUUUGGUGAUUCAAGGCAUAAGUUGCUUUUCUGUUGGGAUCAAUCUCACUGCACUGAUACAGGAUUCACCACAGUCGAGAAUAGGAGCAAACCCCUGUUUUUGAAGGAACUAAAAAAAAUAUGGGAAUAUCUUGAAUCUACUCUUCAAUUGAAUAAAGGAGAAUAUGAUGAAUCAAAUACAUUAUUGUUGGAUGAUUCACCAUACAAGGCUCUAUGCAAUCCAGUGCACACGGCUAUAUUUCCUCAUUCAUAUGGGUACAGGGACAUAGCAGAUUCUUCAUUAGGACCAGAAGGUGAUCUUCGGGUAUAUCUGGAGCGAUUAGCUGAGGCUGAAAACGUCCAAGAAUAUGUUGCACAGCAUCCAUUUGGUCAACGAGCUAUAACAGAAUCGGAUCCAUCCUGGGGUUUUUAUAGCAGGAUUGCAAGUGCCGACUCAUGUCAAUCCCAGAAUGUUGCCAGCACCUCUGUCACUUGUCAGCCAUGACCACGAAGAAAUGCUUCCCAUGAUGAUUUUUGACCCAGAAUAUCUCUUUUUUUGUUUGAUAACCAUAUGCAGAUGAAGCCUCAGGUUGGCUUCAGCCUUGAGACGAACAGGGACGCUUCAAUGUAUUUUCAAGAACAUAUAUGUGUGUAUUAAUCCACGCUAAGCCUGAUGGUGAUGUUUUUCCAACAAGCCAGGUCUGUGAUGAAUAAAAAGAAAGUAAAAUCCUUGCCCU
Messenger RNA from Populus euphratica (Euphrates poplar), 1794 nucleotides. RefSeq names its product probable C-terminal domain small phosphatase. Lineage: Eukaryota; Viridiplantae; Streptophyta; Magnoliopsida; Malpighiales; Salicaceae. The record is from RefSeq and is a predicted model, not a curated record. The transcript has 8 exons. The coding region runs from base 189 to 1562 and encodes 457 amino acids.